Messenger RNA from Dromaius novaehollandiae (emu), 867 nucleotides. It is a transcript of the gene MRPL24, whose product is annotated as mitochondrial ribosomal protein L24. Lineage: Eukaryota; Metazoa; Chordata; Aves; Casuariiformes; Dromaiidae. Gene Ontology annotation, biological process: translation. The record is from RefSeq and is a predicted model, not a curated record. The coding region runs from base 55 to 786 and encodes 243 amino acids. Gene Ontology annotation, molecular function: RNA binding; structural constituent of ribosome. Gene Ontology annotation, cellular component: ribosome; mitochondrion. The transcript is spliced from 6 exons.
CAACUCCCAGGGUGCUUUGCGGCCUCCUGUUCCGCCCUCCUCCGGCGGAACUACAUGUCCCGGCAUGCACCGCUCCCCUCCUCUGUGUGCGAGGCGCGGCAGAGGCCGAGGGACGCCAAGCCUGCGCCCGCCGCCAUGCGCCUCUCGGCCCUGCUGCCCAUGGCGGCGCGGCUGAAGCUGCCGCGCGACUACCGCCACGGCACCUGGCCCCCCUGGUCGGCCGCGGCCCAGCAGAGGAACCCCCCGGGGCGCCGGCGCAAGAAGAUCUUCGUGGAGCCCAUCAGCAAGGACGACUGGAAGGUGUUUCGGGGCGACACGGUCCAAGUCCUGACGGGGAAGGACGCGGGGAAGCAGGCGAUGGUGACCCAGGUGGUGCGAGCCCGCAACUGGGUUGUCGUGGAAGGCUUGAACACGCAUUACCGCUACAUCAACAAAAUGGCCAAAUACCCCGGGACGUACAUCGCCAGCGAAGCGCCCCUGCUGCUCAGCCAGAUCUCCCUGGUGGACCCCGAGGACAGGAAGCCGACGGAGGUGGAGUGGCGGUACACGGAGGAGGGCGAGCGGGUCCGCGUCUCCCUGCGCAGCGGGCGGAUCAUCCCCACGCCCUUGCGACACCGCCGGGACGGCAUCGUCCCCGACCAGUGGAUAGAUGGCCCAAAGGACACGUCGGCGGAAGAUGCGCUGGACAAGACGUACGUGCCAUCCCUAAAGACCUUCGAGGAGGAGAUCAUGGAUGCGAUGGGCAUCGUGGAGACGCGCAGGGCCAAGAAAUCCUACUGGUAUUAAUGGUCCUGGUUGAAGACGGGAGGAAAACUGAAACCCGUGCCCCUGGGCAGCAGCCUGCAAUAAAGACACCCCUUUCUUUUA